AAAUGAAUACUUUCUUCAGGUACAGCAAGAGAGGUUUUGCUAGCCUCUACAACUAUUCAAGCUCUCAAAAUCCACGUGUCUUCUUAGAAGUUAGCAAAGGCGAAAGCAGCUUGGGAAGAAUGGUCUUUGAACUUUAUAAAAAUCAUGUUCCAAAGACAGCUGCCAAUUUUAAAGCAAUUGCUACAGGAGAAAAUGAAAAUGGUCUUUCAUAUGUAGGAGCUCCAUUCCAUAGAGUUACUAAAGGAUUCAUGGCUGAAGGCGGAGAUGUCGUCAACCAUGACGGAACUGGAAGCUCUUCUAUCUAUGGAGAGAGGUUUGAGGAUGAGAACUUGUCCCUCAGACAUCACAAGAGAGGUCUACUCACUAUGCUCAAUAGCGGAGAGAAUUCCAAUGGUUCUCAAUUUUCAAUUACUUUUAAUAAAACUAAUUGGCUCGAUGGAUACAAUGUAGUCUUUGGAGAGCUUGUAGAAGGAGAAGAUGUCCUUUCCCAAAUUGAAGAUGUCGGAAGCAGAUCUGGAGAAACUGAAGAGAAAAUCCAUAUUUCAGCCUCAGGAUCAGCAUAAUAAGUAUAAGUAUCUGCAGGGGUCAAUUAUUACCUUUUA
This is a messenger RNA of Moneuplotes crassus, 602 nucleotides long. The record is from the annotation of a GenBank genome assembly. NCBI's taxonomy places the organism in Eukaryota, Ciliophora, Spirotrichea, Euplotida, Euplotidae.